CCGUAAGAUAACAUCUAUUCAAAAUACUCUCAUCUUGCUUCUACCCACUGUUACAAAGCAGUUGCUAUGAAUUCGCGACAUCACAUUCUUGGGCAAAAAUACAACAAAGCAGCGCAGCACCAUAGGUUGGACCGGCCUGACCACAUCUUCAAGUUCGAUGCUGCGGCAAACCAUCUAAAGCGGCCCGAAGGCAGUCUAACUGUAGGUAAGCUGAAAAAAUGAAGCAGAAGCACCACGAGUGAUAGUGAAGUUAGUGAAGCUAGCAUUCAGGCCCACCGACCCGCUAACGGCU
Laetiporus sulphureus 93-53 is the source of this 292-nucleotide messenger RNA. RefSeq lists its product as uncharacterized. The transcript has 2 exons. Bases 67 to 222 code for a protein of 51 amino acids. The record is from RefSeq and is a predicted model, not a curated record. Lineage: Eukaryota; Fungi; Basidiomycota; Agaricomycetes; Polyporales; Laetiporaceae.